AUGGGCGAAUCCAAACCCCACUCCAAAACUGUUCGAGGAACUCUCGACAACCCCAAAACCAAAGAAGCUAUCAAUUCUGGCAAGCCCCCGCCUCGACUCGGCGACCCAAUCUCUCUCAAGGCAGAAAACGAUGACAGUAAGAAGCUUCCCGCAAACGACUCCGCACCACCAGGUGGACAGGGCAACGAUUCCGGAGCAAACGUCGGUGCACCAACACCAUCAAACCCAAGCGGAGAAUUACCGCAUUCAAAGAAAGCCCGAGGAGCGCUUGGUAGCAAAUUAUGA
This is a messenger RNA of Parastagonospora nodorum SN15, 285 nucleotides long. RefSeq lists its product as hypothetical. The transcript has a single exon. Lineage: Eukaryota; Fungi; Ascomycota; Dothideomycetes; Pleosporales; Phaeosphaeriaceae. Bases 1 to 285 code for a protein of 94 amino acids. The record is from RefSeq and is a predicted model, not a curated record.